UGAGGCGGUGGAUCCUUAGUGACCGGUCGGGUAAGGCAGCUCGGCUGCUCUGGACCGUAGGCGUUUCGACCAUGGCCUCCGAGAAGCCGCAGGUGAUGGUGACCUGCACGGCGCCCGUCAACAUCGCCGUCAUCAAGUACUGGGGCAAGCGCGAUGAGGCCCUGAUCCUGCCCAUCAACUCCUCCCUGAGUGUCACUUUGCACCAGGACCAGCUAAAAACCACCACAACUGCUGCCAUCAGCAAGGACUUCACGGAGGACCGCAUCUGGCUGAAUGGCCGGGAGGAGGACGUGCGGCAGCCACGCCUGCAGGCCUGUCUGAGGGAGAUCCGCCGCCUGGCCCAGAAGCAGAGGACUGCAGGGGAUGGAGAUGCCCUGCCCCUCAGCCUCAGCUACAAGGUGCAUGUGGCCUCAGUGAACAACUUUCCCACAGCUGCAGGCCUGGCAUCCUCAGCAGCAGGCUAUGCCUGCUUAGCCUACACCCUGGCCCAGGUCUAUGGUGUUGAGGGCGACCUCUCUGAAGUGGCUCGGCGGGGCUCCGGCAGCGCCUGCCGCAGCCUGUACGGGGGCUUUGUGGAGUGGCAGAUGGGGAAACAGGCAGAUGGAACAGACAGCAUCGCCCAGCAGGUGGCCCCUGAGUGGCACUGGCCUCAACUCCGAGUCCUUGUCCUUGUGGUUAGUGCUGAGAAGAAGCUGACAGGCAGCACAGUGGGCAUGCAGACCAGUGUGGAGACCAGCGCCCUGCUCAAGUUCCGGGCCGAGGCAGUGGUGCCUGCGCGCAUGACAGAGAUGACCCGUUACAUCAAGGAGCGGGACUUCCACGGCUUUGCCCAGCUUACCAUGAAGGACAGCAACCAGUUCCACGCCACCUGCCUUGACACCUUCCCGCCCAUCUCCUACCUCAAUGAUACCUCCAGGCGCAUCAUUCAGCUAGUGCACCGCUUUAAUGCCCACCACGGGCAGACAAAGGUGGCAUACACAUUUGAUGCCGGCCCCAACGCUGUGAUCUUCACCUUGGAUGACACCGUGGCUGAGUUUGUGGCUGCUGUGAGGCACAGCUUUCCCCCUACAGCAAAUGGAGACAAGUUUCUGAAGGGGCUGCAGGUGAUCCCUUCCCUUCUUUCUGAUGAGCUGAAAGCUGCACUGGCCAUGGAACCCACCCCCGGUGGCGUCCAGUACAUCAUUGCCACUCAGGUGGGUCCAGGGCCUCAAGUCCUGGAUGAUCCACACGUUCACCUCCUGGGCCCGGAUGGCCUGCCACAGCGGGUUGCCUGACACCUCCAUAUCGGGUCUCAUGACCCACUUGAGGAAGGGGCUGCUCGCAGGGACUGGGAAGAUGGUGUACCAGCAUGGCUGUGUCUGUGGGGACCUGAGAGGCUGCCUGGUGAUGGUGCUGUCCUGGGGGAGUGAAGCCACCCCAGCAGGGGCUGGUCCCCCGCCCGGUGCCUCAGGUUCCCCAGCAGCUACUGACAUGCUUCACCCGGCCUGCUCCUGGUCCUUCCUGUGCUUCAGAACUGCGCUCAUCCGAGCAGUGGCUUCUAGUACAAAGGCUGGGCCAAGAUCGCGCAGGAUGCUCGGAUGGGAUUCCUGAACUCAGGCUACGCUGUGUAUGGAAGGCCUAUGAGAAAACCAGUGAUCCCUCCCUGGGAGGGGCCAGGGGCUGCUGAGCCACAGCUGGGUCCAGUGUGGGUGUGAAGGAGCUGGGGGGUGGACCUGGUGACCCCCAGAAAUAAACUCUGCUGCUGCCUACCA
Molecule: messenger RNA, 1751 nt
Organism: Jaculus jaculus (lesser Egyptian jerboa)
Lineage: Eukaryota; Metazoa; Chordata; Mammalia; Rodentia; Dipodidae
Gene: Mvd
Product: mevalonate diphosphate decarboxylase
Exons: 10
Coding region: 72-1274 (400 amino acids)
Biological process (GO): isoprenoid biosynthetic process; isopentenyl diphosphate biosynthetic process, mevalonate pathway
Cellular component (GO): cytosol
Molecular function (GO): ATP binding; diphosphomevalonate decarboxylase activity
Source: RefSeq, a predicted model, not a curated record